This is a messenger RNA of Chaetomium fimeti, 826 nucleotides long. RefSeq lists its product as uncharacterized. Bases 91 to 705 code for a protein of 204 amino acids. The record is from RefSeq and is a predicted model, not a curated record. The transcript has 2 exons. NCBI's taxonomy places the organism in Eukaryota, Fungi, Ascomycota, Sordariomycetes, Sordariales, Chaetomiaceae.
GGCGGUGUGCUGCCCCCCCCCCCCCUCGAUUCGUUCAAGAUAUCCGGACCAAACGAAACAUCAAUCAAUGCCUUGUAUACCCGCCGCUUUAUGGAACUGUGGGGGAGUUAUUGGGGUAGAACUACCAUAUACCGGUCAAUUCAUUCUUCUGCCAUUAAUCGACGGCCGCUUCGGCGCCGGGUUGCCGGCCCUGGCCCUCGGCUGACACUCGGCCACCUUCGUGUACGAGCUAACGGCUCCGUGUAUUUCUCGACUGGAGAGGGUUGCCUCUUCCGGAAUACGGUAUACUGCGAAACCACACUCUCCCAACUCCCAACCCCUCCCCAUCCAACCACGUCCAGUCCAUUUAUACUGCUGACACCGCAAAGACGUUACCCACGCUCACGCGCUCACCCCUGGCGCCGUCUCCCCCACCAGUGGCACGGCAAACUGCCGCCCAACAACCCUUUCCCACAUGCAGUCAGACUGGAAGGAUCCAAGCUGCGUCCGAUCCCGCACGGCUUUGCACCUGCGGCAUCCCGAUUUGGCAGCUGUAUCUUUCAUCAAGCCAGCCAUGCAUGUAUGUAUAUGCACAUACAUACACCUACUUGUCCAAGACACGAUAUCCCCCGACCGCACCGCACAGGUUCGCCAAUCUGCGUGACAGACGGCGUCUCGCUGCAUGAGCGCGGCGCUGGCACGCCGGCCGCUGCAGGGGGAUAUUGAUGAGACCGGCAGGCCUGCCGAGGACGGUUGACUUGGUUGAGGCGGGGGGACGUCCGAGUUCCGGUUUUCUCCCUUGUAUGGAAGCCCGGAGGCUCGCUUAUUUAAAGUCUUGCGGCCCCCA